Postia placenta MAD-698-R-SB12 is the source of this 1629-nucleotide messenger RNA. RefSeq lists its product as hypothetical. Gene Ontology annotation, molecular function: monooxygenase activity; oxidoreductase activity, acting on paired donors, with incorporation or reduction of molecular oxygen; iron ion binding. The transcript has 14 exons. The coding region runs from base 1 to 1629 and encodes 542 amino acids. The record is from RefSeq and is a predicted model, not a curated record. NCBI's taxonomy places the organism in Eukaryota, Fungi, Basidiomycota, Agaricomycetes, Polyporales, Adustoporiaceae.
AUGGCAUACGCCAUCACGCUUCCAGACGCGCUCUUAUUAUGUAGCGUCGUUGGGGCUCUCCUCUACUUCGUGAAGACUAGAGUCGUUAGCCUCCCAUUCAACAACAUUCCUGGUCCCCCGGCUCAGUCGUUCUGGAGUGGCCACAUGGAACAAUACUUCGAUAGGCACGGCCACAAGUUCCGCGAGAGCAUUGCGCAGGACUACGGCCCCGUCGUGAAGUUGGACGGGUUUCUUGGCUCCCAGAGACUCUAUAUAUUUGACCCGAAGGCGAUGCACAAUAUACUGAUCAAGUACGGUGAUGUCUUUGAAGAAACUGACUCGUUUCUAAGAAUCAACACGCAUUUCUUUGGGCCUGGCUUGCUGUCAACCGCGGGCGAUCAGCAUCGCAGGCAACGAAAAAUGCUGAACCCUGUCUUCUCUGCGAACCACAUGCGACACAUGCUACCGAUAUUUUACAGAGUUGCAUACAAGCUGCGCACUGCCAUAGCGUCAAAGCUGCAAGGCGGACCCCAGGAAGUAGACAUGAUGUCUUGGGUCGGCCGUGCGGCCCUAGAGCUCAUUGGGCAAGGCGGCCUCGGGCACUCGUUCGACCCACUAGUGUCCGAUGUGAAGGAUCCGUUUGGAGCCGCUAUGAAAUACCUCUUUCCCUCUCUGCAGGAUGUGAUUAUAUGGCAGCAACUGAUUCCGUAUGUUGACUCCAUAGGCAGCCCUCGUUUCCGACGCUGGAUCCUGGAGAUGUUACCGAGUCGAGCCGUCAAGCAAAUGAUCUCGAGCGUGGACAUCAUGACGCGGAGAGCGAUUGACAUUUUUGAGACGAAGAAGGCCGCGUUGGAGAAAGGCGACGGGGAUAUGUCGCAGCACGCAGGGGAGGGAAAGGAUAUCAUGAGCAUCCUAAUGAGAGCAAACAGGGAAGUAGCGGAAGCAGACAGACUCCCCGAAGACGAGGUCAUCGCUCAACUGGUAACCCUCGUCUUCGCCGCAACUGACACCACAUCUAGCACACUCACACUCAUACUUCAACUGCUCGCAGAGCAUCCUGAUGUUCAAGGCAAGCUCCGCGAAGAAUUGGCCAAAGCCUUCCAAGCCGGCGAGCUGUCGUACGACGAGUUGAUGCAGCUGCCGUACCUUGAUGCCGUGGUCCGGGAGACUUUGCGGCUCCAUCCACCCCUGACAACGAUAACGCGUGUGAAUCGGGAAGACGUUGUUUUGCCAUUAUCACAGCCCAUUCAAGGCGUCAACGGCAAGAUGAUCAGCGAGAUCGUCGUUCCAAAGGGAACCACAACUUUUGUGGGCGUUCUUGGUGCCAACACGAACAAGGCGAAGUGGGGCGAAGACGCGCUCGAGUGGAAGCCAGAACGCUGGCUUUCGCCACUGCCCGCCGCCGUUACGGAGGUGUCGACUCCCGGUGUAUUUGCGAAUCUGAUGACGUUCAUUGGAGGCAAGCGCUCGUGCAUCGGAUUCAAGUUUUCAGAGAUGGAGAUGAAGGUCGUCCUGUCUGUGCUGCUCCCCACUUUCACCUUUGGCCCCACAGAAAAGCCUAUAAUCUGGAAUUUCGCACCUGUCGCGUUCCCGUCCAUAGGGAGAGACUCGCUCAAGUCACAGAUGCCUCUCAGUGUGGGGUUGAUAUAG